Messenger RNA from Helicoverpa armigera (cotton bollworm), 6713 nucleotides. It is a transcript of the gene rl, whose product is annotated as mitogen-activated protein kinase 1. Bases 265 to 1359 code for a protein of 364 amino acids. Gene Ontology annotation, biological process: protein phosphorylation; intracellular signal transduction. Lineage: Eukaryota; Metazoa; Arthropoda; Insecta; Lepidoptera; Noctuidae. Gene Ontology annotation, cellular component: cytoplasm; nucleus. The record is from RefSeq and is a predicted model, not a curated record. The transcript has 8 exons. Gene Ontology annotation, molecular function: ATP binding; MAP kinase activity.
UGAAAAAAUCGAGUUCAUUUUGUAACGGUACUGCGUCUAUACGGGAGUGUCCAUGAGAAGUCGGGCAAAGAGGCAAGCGAGAAUGAUAAGCUAGUGACAAGUGGAUGAUUUGUUCGGGUAGUGGAUAAUGUAGGUCGAUUAGUAAUUUGUUUUGGCUAUUAAUGUGGACUGAAGAAUCGGCAGUUUUGUGUCGCCCGUGUGUAGAAAAUUUAUGCUGAACUCAGUAUUGUUACCGUUGGUUAAGUGGCUUCCUUCUGUGUCGCGAUGGCCGAGGCUGCAGGUGCCGCGAGCAGUAAUCCCAACGCGGAGAUCAUUCGGGGCCAGGUGUUCGAAGUGGGGCCGAGAUACACCAAUCUACAGUACAUCGGAGAAGGCGCCUAUGGCAUGGUUGUAUCCGCGCACGACAACAUAAAGAAAACUAAAGUUGCCAUCAAGAAAAUAUCUCCGUUUGAGCACCAGACUUACUGCCAGAGGACACUAAGAGAAAUAAAAAUCUUAACUCGAUUUAAGCAUGAAAACAUAAUUGAUAUUAGAGACAUUUUAAGGGCUGAGACGAUAGACUCCAUGAAGGAUGUCUAUAUUGUGCAAUGUUUGAUGGAGACGGACUUAUACAAAUUGUUAAAGACACAGAAACUAAGCAACGAUCACAUCUGUUAUUUCCUGUACCAAAUCCUCCGCGGGCUGAAGUACAUACACUCGGCAAAUGUACUUCACAGAGAUCUAAAGCCCUCUAACUUGCUACUUAACACAACGUGUGAUUUGAAGAUUUGUGACUUCGGUUUGGCGCGGGUGGCAGACCCAGAUCACGAUCACACGGGCUUCCUCACCGAGUAUGUGGCCACGCGGUGGUACAGGGCGCCGGAGAUUAUGCUUAACUCUAAGGGUUACACCAAAUCGAUAGACAUUUGGUCUGUGGGUUGCAUCCUGGCGGAGAUGUUGAGCAACCGGCCCAUCUUCCCGGGGAAACACUACCUUGACCAGCUCAACCAUAUCCUCGGAGUACUCGGCUCGCCCAGCCAGGAGGAUCUCGACUGUAUUAUCAAUGAGAAGGCUCGUGGGUACCUGGAAUCCUUGCCGUACAAGCCGCGGGUGCCGUGGGCGGAACUGUUCCCCGGGGCGGACGCUCGCGCCCUGGACUUGCUGCACCGCAUGCUGACCUUCAACCCUCAUAAGCGCAUUACUGUCGAAGAGGCGCUCGCUCACCCAUACCUUGAACAGUACUAUGACCCUAAUGAUGAGCCCGUGGCAGAGGAGCCGUUCCGUUUCGCUAUGGAGCUCGAUGACCUUCCCAAAGAGACGCUGAAGAAGUACAUCUUUGAGGAGACAUUAUUAUUCAAGAAACUCAACGAAGAUGCGUAGAUGAGCGGAGCGACCACGGCCGCUGCGGGGAGGUCGGGCUACACUCCCGGCCGACAUCUACCAAGUACAUUACAUCAUCGAUACGUUUAUCUUAUUCUGCUUCGUUAACACGAAUAUUUCCUAAGAAUUCGGUUCAAUGUUCUAACUUUAAGGAUAACGUUAAGAUUUUUAUUUUAUAUUAUCAAAAAUGCGAAAAACAGAACUCGCAAGCUGAGGUAUCGCAGCCCAGCUCUAAUUAAGAGGAUAUUGAUGGUUACGUUCCAUGUUCUUCGUUGUCCGUAGUCGGUUAACCAAAGUUGAAUAGUUAACCAGUAUGUAAUUAUACAUUGUAUCAGUACGAGAAGUCGUCAGCUCGCUACGGUGUCGGUAUUUUGUGGUUCGCACUAUUUAAUUAUUUUAUGUAUUGGAUUAUGAUUGUUAGGCUCAGAAUCAAUAUAUUACAUAACAUAGACUUUGGGACUUUCUUUUUUACCGAGUAAUAUUUUUUUUUUCCGUAAGUCGGCUUUGAUUUCUUGAGUUACAUACAAAGCUACAUGGCCUCUUUUUUGUUACUGGAAGUGUGAACAGUGAGCCUAACUAUCAGAAACAAUAUAACAAAAUGUAUUCGACGUUUUAAACGUGGCUUUCAAAGCGCAGUCUUACUUUAUCUGUAUUAGGCAUAGUCGCUUUCCGGCGAUCAAUAAAGUAUUCUUGUGGCGGUAAAAUGCAUAAUAAUAUAAAAUAACUGUUAUUAUUUCUAAACUGCCAAUAUUAUAUUAAUUAAUGAAAUAAAUUCGACGCUUCGUUAUUAUGAUUCAAAGAUUAUUUGUAAACAUGACGUCUGAACAUAGCUUUGUGUUCGGAAAUAUCGAAUAGUAUCGAUAUAUUUGGUCAAAGCGUAGUUGUAAUAGGUAUAUAUUAAUGCGUAGCAAACUCAUAGUACUUAGACCAUUUUACCAAAGGACUGGUGACACUCAAAAAAUUCUUUAACGAUUUAAUUUUCGAAAAAAAAAUGUUGAAACAAUUGUGAAGUGAGUCCUUCAAAAUAACUCGACAGCAAUUGAGCCAUCAAAGAGCCCCAAAAUCACAAAGGUUUUUUAUUAAAAAACUGUUCGGGCAACUCUUGUUGGUUUAGGUCUUCAAAAUAAAAUACAUUGUCAAAACAACGGCCUUGAGGCGAAAUGUAGGGAUCUAUAAUACAUAUAUGACACGUGUCACCGACAGUGUGAUAGAUAACUUAUGGCCAACCCCGGUUACGGAUAAACUCUCUAAUAUCCAAUCAGGAAUUUAUCUGACAGAUAAAUUAUAACUUUUGGUUUCACACGUAUCGGAUAGCAAAUUCUGGCAUUAACUAUCAGAUAACUAACUGACACUCUAUCGGUAACCAGUAUAACCGGGCUUUAAUCUCCCAGAAUAUUAAUUUUACAAAUAUACUAAACACUAUUCGUACCCAAAAACCUAGUGUCUGUAAAGACACAGUACUAUUUCAACUAUUUCAGUCAUGAUUAGGGUAAGCACUAUAAAAUUUCCACUAAAGUAUUAUUGUUUUAAGAAAUUGAGUUCUAAAGUAAAUAAUAAUCUAACCAUUCAUUUCGCAAACCAUAGCAUUUGUACUGCGUAUAUAUUGUUAGGUAUGUAGGCAUGGAGGAAAGUUGGGAAGACGCGAGCCGAGUCCUUUGGAUGAAUGGUUCAAGUAACAAUCAAUUUCAAUCAAGCCUAAGGAAAACGUAAACAUACCAGCCUGUAAAUAGACAGACCUUUUAGUAAUGUCUGGCGUAUUUCACUGUUGUUGUUUAUUAGAAACAACUGCAAAUCAACAAUCUCUUAAUGGAUAAAUAAAGAAAAUAUCUUUAAAACGGCCGGGUAUUUUAAUAAGUUUGCUAGAAAAAGAGCGCGAUUGAAAUGUGACGUGAUCGCGCCGAAACUUAACCUCGACCAGGAGUAAUUAAUACUCUUAUUUGUGACUGAGUAAAGGUGAAGGAAAAGCUCUUGAAACUUGAAAAUACCCUGAAGAUAACUUAGACUUUGAAGUCUGAAAAUCGCCUAUUCGCCUUGAUAUUUACUGCCAUUCCUUCUCUACACUAAAAAGGCUGAUAAUGAAAAGCAACAAGUUCCACAAAAUUGGAUCCCUUUACCUUUCCCUUAAGCUUGUUUGAAAUCGACUUUAUAGUAUCGAUAGAUAGGUUUUUUCUGAAAUUUGUAUAGUCAAGUUGUAAAUUGUGAUGUUGGCAAGGAUCGAUAUCAUGGUAGGUAUUCAGGAGCGAGCUAGCGGCGACACAAAGCGAUCACGCCCAGCAAACGCUCGCAUAUCACGUUUUAAGGGAAUCGAACUGAAGUCAGGCAUUCGAUGUUAGUAUUUUAGAGACAACAGAUAAGUAUGGCGUAUGCGGUGGAAUCACACAGAACCUAUAGUAACUUAGCUAGCGCCCCUAAACUGCGCGCAAGGAUUCACUUUACGUCAAAUAACUUUACCCUCAGAAUUCAGACAUUUAAUGCCACGUGCAUUAUGUACCUAAGUAAAAGUGUUUUAUUGACUGACUCUGACUGCUACGCAAUCAAAAAAAUCCAACUUCGCAGGGAAAAAGUUAUCUGACGUGGAUGUAUGACGCAUGUGGUCACACCAUCGCGAACAUCAAGCGGUGUGACAACCGCUGUAAAUAUUUAUACAUUUCGACUUAUUGUAUUUAAAAGUGUCACCGAGUACUAUUUUCAAGCACCACGUUAUUGUUCAUCAAUUCUUACGUGAUAUACAUACUUACGAAUAAAUGUAUUUUCUCUUUAGCGAGCGAGGUGUUCGUUGGAAAACUUGCGUGUUUCAAUGUUUUCGUAAUAAUAAAUUAUCGUCUUCCUUGUAUUUGCAUGUUAGCGCACAAGAUAAUUUUAGAAUAGUUAUUCUUCAUAUCAAAUAUUUUAAAGAGAUGUUUAUAGAUUAAAAUUAAGUUGAUGAAUGUGCGAUUAAUGUGUCGCCUAUCAAGUUUUUCAACGAACGCGUGCUGGCGACGCAUUGCGAGUCGCACGCGGGUCGCGACUAUUGUUACUUCGAUAUUGUCUACGACUUGUUGUUAGAGAGGAUCGAUCCCAGCCGAGCGGUGUUCACUGCACUCUGCGAUCACUCUCAUUUUGUACUAAGACUUGAAUACCGUUGUUUGUUGAAAGUAUUAUGGCAGAACUGUAGCUGCGAGGAAUUCGUCAAUCAAUUUUAAGUAUACUGUGUGAAGGGAUAUCAUCCAAAAUGUACCAAAAGUUGAAAGUACGUACGACGGCCGUGGCAUUGAAAGAACAUAAAUUUCUUGACACGCAAUUAGACAGCGCGCUUAGGGAUACAGGGGCGGGCUACCGCGCCAAGUUUCGGAGUGUCUGGCAGUAAGCGGUUGAACAGUUGCUAAAAUUCUCCGCAAUGCUGACUAGGUAUGCGCAGACCUUAACCUUAUCCAUAGUUUAUAUUUUUUUCAUUCAAGUAGCCUUAUUCCUUCGGCGACACUUUCAAUUUUUGGGUCGAAAAUGAACGAUAUCUCCUUUUUACCAUCCGACUAUAACAUUUUAAGAUCUUUAGAGUUAUCUUGAGAUUCAUUAGUACAUGUUGUAUAAAUGUAAAAGACAUUGCUUUAGAUUUUCGAUCGACAAUAUUCAUUCAACUAGGAAAAAGCCCAUUGGCCAAAUAUAAAUUGAACUCCCGAAUCGGCUGUCUUUUUGGAAGUACAUAAUGUUAAACUGUACCUUAUUGAAAAUAUAUUUGAUUCUUUAUAGUUGAGGCAUAAUAUCAAUUCUUGCUUAUGAAGGUUUGUAUCCACCAGGAUAAUGUGAUCUACCUGGCUAGCCUUAUUCCAACUAAUUAGUUAUGCCUAAACUACUUAAAACCGAGAUUAAACUUCAUAAUUGUUUGACUUUAGAACACGUUGUAUGUAUAUUGUUGAUCAUUUUACGCAGUUGUCUACAUUCACGGGUAAUUUAACUGGCACUGCCUACAUAAUAAAGGAGUACCUACCUCAGGAGUAACUUUCUGCGAUCAAAAGCAACAGUACUGUCACGGCCUUGCCCAAUAUCCUAUCUCUGUUUUGCAUACUAGAGAUAGGGACUUGACAUUACUUGUAUUGGGAAAUUCUAUCUUUAGCAAAUGGACAGAUAGAUAAGAUAUAGGGAUCCGUUGGUCGAGGGAUAAUGUAAGAUCGAGUUGCCACCGUGAAUGUAAUGACAAAUGUAUCCGAGUAAUACUGCAUUUACUGUUCCGUCGCUAGAUAUCAAGAGAAUUCACUUAAAAUCAAAUAAAUGUUUAAAACUCAGUAUUUGUACUCAAACCCUAACAUUAGUGUUUAGCACUGGGUAUUUUAAAUGAACAUGUAUGUGAUGAAAAUAAAUAAAUUGAAUUUGAUAAAAAUUGACAAUGAAUUGAGUAUUUUUUUAAAUACUGCCAAAUGCUGCAACGUACCUUCUAGACAAGUGUUUGCAGCAACCUAUGGAAAGGAAUAUUAUUUCCUAUUCUAUCUUUCCAUAAAAUAUCUCUAAAUGGUCUUCAACAUCAUAGAUAGAUAGUGCGAUAAUACUUGUGUUAGGGCUUAGUUUUCUCUACAUAUUUCUGCUAAAAAAAUGCUUGGAAAUAUUAUAAUGUCAACUGCAUUUGGAUCAAUACCAAUGAUUUGUAAAAAAGACAACCUUAUUUACGACAAAUAGAGUUUGAUAAGUAAAAACUUUCACUGACUGUCUUAACUUUUACACAUUUUCAUUGUACUGUAAUUUCUAGGAACAAGGGGGUUUUAUUAAAGAUCUUGAUGUGUCUUAGUAUCUGAAUGUUGGUAAAAUUGGUAAGCAAACAUAGUCCGCUUAGUACUUAAGUAAUCCCUUAUCGAAAUAGGCACAAGAAACUAUUGGCAGCAGCCAAUGGUAGUGAAGUUUUGUAAGGGUGACCUAGACCAUGCUUUCGGAUCUGUGUUGUUGCCGAAAACAUGUUAAACUGUCCCAACAAAAGAUCCCUUGUUUAUAGAUAAAAGCAUUUUAAUUUAACCCUAGUUUACAUAGUGUCAUCUAUUAAAGCAACGUCAAUUUAAUGCGUUAUAUUUGAUCGUUGUAGUCGAAAAUAAAAUCGUAUUACACCCUUACCUGUAUUACAAUAAAUCAUUAUGGCAUACGUUUAAAAUUAUGGAGAAUUGAUUGUUUCGAAAUAAUUUGCAGCAACUCACAUGACUUCCCUUUCUAGUUUUCCAUUAAACCUCUAUAGAUCAUAAAGAUAAGAGUACUAUAAUGUACCUAUUUAUUGUUAAAAUAUGAGUGUUGCCAUAUUUUCUUAAGUCAUUAUGUACAAAUUGGAUAUUGUACCUAAGGUCAUUUGUUAUCUGUCAACAGUUGAAUAUUACUAAAAUAAAUCAAAUCAAAAGAGAAAA